AUGUCGCAACCAAAGGGCAUGUCCUCGAGACUGCUUACUAUGAAGUUCAUGCAACGAGCGGCUGCUUCUGGUGUUAGCAGUAGCUCAUCUCCCGUACAAACACCGCCAGACUCUCCUUCAAGCAGGAAACGCGUUGAUGAUACUUCUUCUCCAAGCUCCAAGCGGCGGAAAAUCUCUGGCGACUCGCCCUCCCAAAAAGCUGUAACACCUGCAAACAACUCCGAUAUGAAAGCAAUAUCAGCAGCAAUUCAAGCUGAAGAUAACAAAAGAUCAGCAGCUAUAGCACGACAAGCUGCAGAUGCUGGAGAAACCCAGUGGGUACUAGAAUAUCCUGUUGGAACCAUAAAAUCUGCAGCACACCGGACAUCAACAGCUAAGUCAAAACUUGACAAUGAUGCUGACGAUGAACCUACAUAUGAAGGGAGAAAAAGCUAUGGAGGUUUCAAGAAAAAGCGCCAAGUAGAGGCUCCUGAAUCACCGGAGCUUCCUAAACCAGAUACGAACACUGGGAGUGUGCCGAGAGCUCAGCUUAAGCAUGCUGUGAAGACGGGUAGAAUAUCGUCAGGAGGCAUCAGCGCAAACAGCGGAAGCAACUCACAUAAAGGGAAGAAUUGGAAGAAUAAGCAAUAA
Microsporum canis CBS 113480 is the source of this 630-nucleotide messenger RNA. RefSeq lists its product as hypothetical. Lineage: Eukaryota; Fungi; Ascomycota; Eurotiomycetes; Onygenales; Arthrodermataceae. The record is from RefSeq and is a predicted model, not a curated record. Bases 1 to 630 code for a protein of 209 amino acids. The transcript is spliced from 3 exons.